This is a messenger RNA of Anoplophora glabripennis (Asian longhorned beetle), 5949 nucleotides long. RefSeq names its product protein alan shepard. The transcript has 10 exons. Gene Ontology annotation, cellular component: nucleus; ribonucleoprotein complex; cytosol. Lineage: Eukaryota; Metazoa; Arthropoda; Insecta; Coleoptera; Cerambycidae. Gene Ontology annotation, molecular function: poly(A) binding; poly(U) RNA binding; mRNA 3'-UTR binding. The record is from RefSeq and is a predicted model, not a curated record. The coding region runs from base 220 to 1884 and encodes 554 amino acids.
CCAAGAUGGUGUCCGGCUAGUGAGGGGAGUGGCGAAUGAAAUCUUUAGUUGCGGUUGAAACAAGUGCCGGCGGUCCGGUAUACGGGGCUCUUGCUAUCCUCUCGGCCGUGAGAAUCACAAACAAGUGCCGUGAAAUGACCUCAUCCUAGUGUGCCAUGACAUUUGAUACAUAAACCAUAGACACACCCCUAUUUCAACUCAUCUGUGAUAAUAAUAAUUAUGGCCGUGCGAAUGGAUAACUCCACACCGAAUAGAAAAAUUAACUACAAUAAAGUCACGAUACAUGGUGUUUACAAACUUGGCGAGGAUUUUUUAAUGACUAGCAACGGAGGCGGGUCUGGAAAUAGGCCGGCAACAGCGUCGUUCGGCGGGGGCGGAGUGAAGGGGUGUGGCGGUGGGCCCAUGGCCACCCAGCACCAGACUCCGGGGGGCUACCGCGGCCAGUGGGGCAACGUGGGGGCCGGUCACCAGCACCAACACCCGGCCGCAGGCGCUACUUACUAUCAAAGGUACACUCCCCAGGCGCAGCAGCCCGCCCAGGUCAACACGGCCCAGGCACAGGCCUCGGCGGCGGCGGCAGCCGCCGUCUCCCCGGCACAGAACUCUUACACGCCCAGCAGCACCACCAGCAACAGUAACUACAACAAUUCUAAUUCGUACGGUAGCCAGAGAGUGCCAACAGCCACUUCCCCGUCUAAUGCUAGCAGCUCCAGUAGUCAAACAGGUAGCCAGAGCGGCAACGUAUCGACAUCCCUUAGCAACAACAUGCCUAAUAAUAACACGAAUUCCUCCUCUACCAACUCCUCAUCAGGAUCAGAGCAGCUUUCGAAAACUAAUUUGUACAUUAGAGGACUUAACCCUGGAACCACUGACAAAGACCUAGUUAAUAUGUGCCAACAAUUUGGUACAAUCAUUUCCACCAAAGCGAUUUUAGAUAAAAAUACUAACAAGUGUAAAGGGUACGGAUUUGUAGAUUUUGAGAGUCCGGCAGCGGCCGAAGGCGCAGUGAAGGCUCUUACUGCGAAAAACAUUCAGGCGCAAAUGGCGAAAGUGGGUAUUUGGUAUCACCAACGUAGACAAGCCACUCAACAGGAACAGGAUCCGACAAACUUGUACAUAGCCAAUUUGCCACCGAACUUCAAGGAAUCAGACCUAGACAGCUUGCUGUCAAAAUACGGCCAGGUAAUAUCAACUCGUAUACUCCGCGAUUCGUCAGGAGUGUCGAAGGGAGUUGGCUUUGCCAGGAUGGAGAGCAAGGAGAAGUGCGAGCACAUCAUCCAAAUGUUCAACGGCAACGCCCUGCAGGGUUGCAAGGAUCCCCUUCUCGUUAAGUUCGCGGAUGGGGGCAACAAGAAGAAGAAUAUGUACAAGAAUAACGAUAACGCCAAGAUAUGGAGAGACAGCGCAGAGGCCAUCACAGCGGUCACUUACGAUCCGGCUUCUCUUGCGGCUAACGGCGUCGCCGGACAGCCUAUGAUGCCUGCUCUGUCUAAUUAUAGGCAUUUCCCAAAUCAUCAGUUUUCUCAAUAUGCGGGAACACAGUGGUACUCACCGUAUGUGAUGGCGCCACCCCUUCAGCAAGUGGAUGAUACCUAUUCAAUGCCAGGACACAUGGCUGCCCAAUAUAAGAGCGACGGUCAAGCACCUAGGGGUAUACCGGUCAUAAUGAAUUCUACAGAAGGGACUGUACAAUACACAAAUAUGUUACCUCAGAUCGCAACGCAAAUGGGGGCGAUGCAAAUAGGUACAGGGUCCUAUAUUUCUCCCGCGUACCCGUACUACAAUCACCCAUCGAUAAUCCACGCUAUUCCCGUGGAUUCGGAGCACACCUCUAACGCGGCGAGCCCAGAGGAUCCCUAUAGCUACCAAGCACCCCCAAAGUAAGCUUACUAAGGAAACGAUGCUGGACAAAUUGGAAAAUUUGAAAAAUGGACAUCCCGUUUGAAAGUUGCCACACGUUUUAAUUAACAUUUUUUAGAUUAAAGAAGCAUUGCAAAUGCUUAUAGUUUUGUAGAUUAUAGCUAUUUGUGAAGGUAAGACUCUUUGGCAAUUUUUAAAUUGGGUAGAUUAGACAUUGUUUAGUUACGGAAAAGAAAGUAACUAAGUUGUAUAUUUUGCUGCUGAUUUUUUUUCUGAGUUGAUUGUUUUUUAUUUUUUCAUAACUUAUUAUUACAAGAUUUAAAAAAAAAGGACUGAAACUAUGUGUAAAGUAGAUAUUUUUGAUACAGUAUGUUCCUAGUUUCAAACUAAAUUGUAUUGAAAAUAUGUCUUCUGGAAUAACUUUGUAUCUGUGUAAGAAACGAGUGAGUCUUAGUUUUAAAUGUUUCUGCCAAUGACCCGGGGUGGACGGAGGAUGGUACGUUUUCCGUGCCGCCCCGCACUGUACAUACAUUUGAGAGAAUGUACUUUCUUACAUAGAUAAAUUUACCAACACAUUUAUGAAAAAAUAGAAUAGGAAAUGUAGAUUUACAAAAAUGUAAAAAGUAACGUUGAUGCAAAACGACUUUUCUACGUACAGCAGUAAAAUGGUGUAUUGAUCUUCCCAAGCCACAACGGCAUAGAAUAGGUAAAUUAGUAUUUUAUUUUUUGAUGAAGAUCUACAUAGGAAUAUAGGUAGUUGUUUAAAAAGCUACGCAAGAUUUGCGAUAAAAAAACUGCUCACUAUAAUCAAAUAAAUUCUUCCUAAUGAACAUCUUUGAACUUUAACUUCCACUACGAAAAAAAUGUCUGCAUAUAUUAUUUAUUCGUUUGUACACAUUUUAUAUAAUUUAUUUAUUUCGAGUGUUUCACUUCUCGCGCCUGGACACUUUGGCUGAGACGUUUUAACGGAAAAGUGGAGCAUGGGAUUUUAGAAAAUUGGGAAAAACGUAUUGGAGUCGUUGCCGAAAUUUGGUUCAAUGUAAAGGAUAAAAUUUGUUAACAAAAUCCAUUAUUUUAUGUUUUUUUUUUUCUAAAAUACCAAAGUUUUAUUUAUACUCACAAUAUUCGACACUAUUUUUUUUUUAAUAUUUUCUAAAUAGGUUUGAGGUGAAACACAAACUGUAUUAUAUUCUUUAUUAAUUUCAACAUUUUCAAAUCACCUUAUAAUGACAUUCCAAUGUCUUAAAUAUAUGUAUAAUUAUUAAUUUGUUUCUAAUUUAUUUAAAACAGAUUUUUUCGUUUUAAAAAGUUUCCCUAUUUUUGUACAGUUAUAUAUAUAUAGUGCAAUUUGUUUUAUUUUUUAGAUUUAUUUAUAAUUAAAAGUAAAAUAUAUUAUGAUUGGGAUUCUUUUAAAAUGGACUGACAUUAUUAUUUAUUUAAAAAUAUCAGUAGAUAAACUAAGUUAAAUGAAGCUGUGAUUCUGUAUUUUUUCAGUCAUUUAUGUAUAGUCUUAUGUAAGUGUGAGAACUUUGAGGUUUUUUCUUAGUUUAUUUACUGCAAACGUAUAUUUUAUUUAAUUUACUCGAUGAGACAUAGCCUUCGAAAAUUUUAUUCGAUACCCGGCCAGCUCUUAUCGCCCGCGGUUUUCUGCGCAUUCGAUACAGAAGAAUCCGUUGCCAGAUUUACCAAAGGUUUAAAUAAUUUAUUGAAGAAGCGAGAGACCAAAUUUUUAGGUGCGCCAUCUGUCGUUCAUUUCGUUUAGUAUUGAGCUCCGCUAUCAAAAAACUUGUAUGUGCCAAAGUAGAGUUUUCUUUCAAUUGCCUGCCGAUUUAAAAAAAAUUACUUAUCAUUCUUAUUGUAGAUACAAUUUGCAGCGUUAUUCAAUAUUGAUACUAAAUUAAUUGAAAUAUUGGAAGUAGUUGACAACUUGGGAAAGAAAAUACUAGAUGGCGCCUCCAAUAAAAUCUUCAUCGCCUGCGCUUCAAGCAUAAUUAAGACAGAUUUCAUAGGAGAGUCGCCAUCUAGUAUUUUCUUUCCCAAGUUUAACUGUUAUACACGGCUAUUACUAAUAGAUAUAUAAAAACCAAAACAAAUUUUUCUUCAGCUACGUUUUUUGGUAUAUAAAAUUUUUCUGAAAACGUUUUCGUGCGAAAAUUUAGCGAACUAAAGAAAAUUGCAUUUAUUCGUCUCGCCUUAAUAAAUUAUUUAACUUUGUUUGGCAAGACAUUUAUUUUGGUCCACGCGAACGGUUCUGUGUGACCGAGUUUGUUAUAAUUUAUGAAAUUGUUGCAUUGUUUGAGAGGUUUAUUGUCGUAGAAGGUCGCGGGUGAUAAUCGGCUCCGCGGCCGGGUAAUUUUGCAUGGAACUUCACGUUAAGAAAUCGUGCCUUUUCAGAUUGUCCACAGGGAUAUACUGAAAAUAUUUUAAUAUAUUUUUUUAACUCGGUGUAUUCUUAAAAAAAAACCGAUAACCAAAUUUUUAACUUAUAGUUGUUUAUGUGUUAUAGACAGUUUAUAAGGUUUUUUACUUUCCUUUUAGGAUUGUGGAGGUCAGGGUAGAUUCCAAAAGGCACAAUAUAACUACUGCUAUUGCAGAGUGUCUUUAACCCUCCAUCCAAAAAUUAUUUUGUGUGUUACAUAGCUAACAAUUUUCUGAUGUAUUUCUCCUGCUUUACACCCCUGUCAAGGGAUAAGGAGAAACCAAAACUAUAGAAUCCUUUUGUUGUAUAUAAACAGCUUCGUGUGGCGGAACUAUUUAAAAAAGGACAAUAACAAUUAAUAAAAUCAAGUGUAACAUUACUUGUACAGCGGUCUGUAAAGUAACAGUGACACAAAUUCAAUAAAAAGUUAUAAUUUCUAACUGGCUAAUGUAGUUCGACAACCAAUCAAAUUUAGGAACGAAAAUAAUAUGUGGCAACCCUGCCAUAAAAUUCCUGCCAUCUAUGAACAAGGGUGAAAGGGAUUUUAUGGAAGUGCCGCCCUCUAGUAUCUCCAUUCCUAACUUUGUUAGGUUGUUUAGCAAUAUUAUAACACCGCUUGGCCGUAAGCGACAAGAAACUUCAAUCAAAUUAGUAUAUAUACUGCUUUCCUGAAAACAUACUCAAUUAAAGUUUGUGUGCAAUCAAUAACGAUAAACGGGUGACUUCGCUACGAUGUUAACAAUUUUAUCAUAUUUUCAGUAACGGACCUACAAUACCUUUUUUAAAACAUUUAAUUACUUGUGUUUAAAAAUUAAGAAAGUGUUUACUCAAAAACUUGGCAAUCGAGAUUUAUUUUCUGAACCCUUAUCGAACUGAUGUGUUACUUUACGGGAGCGUUGUACAAUUUUAUGAACAAUAUUUCUCGUAGCUCGGAUUUUGUUGCAAAAAAGUAAAUAAGUUUUUAAUAAAACAAUUUGUUUCAAGUUUGGAUUAAAAGUCAGGCGAUCCAGGUGUUUAUAUAAAACAAAAUCAUGAUAUAUAGCUGAAACCAAAUAUUAUAUCGACAACAUUACUUUGUGAAGUUUUUACACAGUUAACUGAUAGUAUCAGUUUUAUUUUCUUAUACCACAGCAUAUUUAAUGGUAUAAACUAUUUUUAGACCAUAAAUUAUCGAAGAUUCGAUCAGCGACUACCUAUUAAUAAGUCACGGUUGGAAAUAUUUCCAAUUUGUAAAAAGCAAAAAGCAUUUAGUUAAGGAUAGCUUUUAGCGAGUAGGAUAGAUUCUAGUUUUAGGGUUAGCUUAGGUAGAUUUAAGUUAAAAACUAAGUAGAUUAGGUUAGGCAAUAAGAGUAAUUUAAGGUUUGUUUUGGCUGAAAUAUCUUUGCGGUUUUUAGUUAGUGUUUAUAUUAUAUAGAUAUAUUUAAAACUGGGAGUUUGGUCAUGUUUCAGUGCAAUAUCCGGUUUUUGAUUUGUUUUUUGGAAAAUGGCCAAUUUUCGAGUAGCGUUUUAGUCAUGGAGGUGCACCGAAUUAUAUUUCAGCCGAAAGAGGACAAAAAAGUUAGUAUAACUAAAUGUUUUUUAUUGUUAAUAAGUUUACAGUGUAUGUUUUUGUUUUCUUUCUUUUUAUAUUGUAAGUCUUUUGUGUUGGUAAAAUAUACUGUAUUUGUCCA